Molecule: messenger RNA, 2645 nt
Organism: Thalassophryne amazonica
Lineage: Eukaryota; Metazoa; Chordata; Actinopteri; Batrachoidiformes; Batrachoididae
Gene: stard14
Product: START domain containing 14
Exons: 6
Coding region: 93-917 (274 amino acids)
Molecular function (GO): lipid binding
Source: RefSeq, a predicted model, not a curated record
AAUCAGAUCGCGUAUAUAUUCGUGUGCGCACACUCACACCGCCGCAAAUCUCACUUUGUUUUUAUCCGGCAGGCUUCGCGUUUUUGUCAGACAUGUCGCGUCGUUAUAAUAUCCCGCCUGACGACGCGUGUUUUGCCGACUUCAGAAAUCAGUGUUUGUCGACGGAGCACUGGCACAACAAGUACGCCAAACAGGGCAUGGAAGUGUGGGUCGAAGUCCCCCCAGCGUCGAAUAAAGGAACUGCAGCUAAACUCCAUAGACUCAAAUGUAAAAUGACGAUUACAGAUGUGCCAGCUGCCACCAUGUACGAUGUUCUUCUUGAUGGACAGUACCGUGAGACGUGGGACAACGCCAUGCUGGAGAGUUACGACAUCGCCCGGGUGUCUCCUAACGCUGAUGUGGGAUACUACGCAUGGCGUUGUCCAAGUCCACUCAAGAACAGAGACGUGGUGACACUGCGCUCGUGGAGGGUGGUGGCUGAUGAGUUCCUGAUUAUUAACUUCUCCGUCAAUCACCCGGACUACCCUCCUCAGAACAACUUUGUGAGAGCCGUUUCUGUCCUUACUGGUUAUUUGUUAAAGUCCACAGGACCGAAUAGUUGUACUUUCACCUAUCUGUCAGAGGCUGACCCAAAAGGUUAUAUUCCAAAGUGGGUGGUAAACACGGCAUCUCGAGCUCUGGCUCCCAGGGUCUUGAGAAGUGUGCACAAGGCGGGUCAGGGCUAUCCUCAGUGGAAACGACAGAACGCGCCUGAUUACAAACCGUGGCUGCACCCGGAGCAGAGCACAGUGCAGAUUAUGGACAUGGCUAAACUGACCCAGGUCGACCCCGCUGAGCCAACCUUGCAGAGAUCAUACUCGCUAGAAAACUGUGAAGAUCUCACAAUGGAUGGUCAGGAGAAUGAGGAUAGUAGCUGAAUCCCAUCAGUGUGGUGUCAUGAAUGAACUUGGCCCAAAGCCUGACUGGACAAAGGGCUGUGCACACUGACAAACUGCAUUGAGAUUCAAGACCUCCCAGCUGUGUGACGUGGUUCUAAUCCUCUCUGUUCCUCCCAAAUACUUAGCCAGUUUUCCUCGCGGAUGUGCCUUAUGGGACAAACAAGAGAACGAAGCGUUUACAAGAACCUUACUUGAUAAUGAGCACAGAACAAGUUGUAACCCACCUCGGUCGACACAGAUCUAAGCUAUCUUUCCUGUGUUUGCUGCUUCGUUGCACCUUCUUUGCAGUUGCACAAUUGUUAGUGUUGCAUUUAAAGCACAGCAUUUACAAUCCAACAAGUUGGAGCUUUUAGUUGCAGCUAUCUUAAAGAUAGAAGUUUAAAGUUGAAGAAAUUGUUUUUAAAUGUUUUGGGUUUCAAAUUUUUCACUGGAGACAUAAAAGCAAUCACUUUAUUUAGUUUGUUAAAACAGUCACAAAUGCAACAAAUGCACUAUAUACAACAAAAUAUUAAUUGCAUCUGUGCAAAAAACAAAUGAAGAGGAUAAAACAUAUGUUGCACCAGUCUAUAAUUCAUUUAUCAAACAUGGUGCAACUGCUUCAUGCAACAAGAAACAAAAUUUAAUUGGCACAUUAUGUAUAAUGAAAACACAAUUGGCAAGCAGAUGCUGAUGGCUAAUGUUAUUGUAUGAGACACAAAGAAGUAAACUGCUUCUUAUUGCCACUGAACAAAGGCACCCAUUUAGAGUUAAACGUGUUUACCGCACUAAAUGUAAGUUGAUAUUUUAAAAUUCUUGCACAUUUUUAAAACAUUAUAGUUAGACUUACCUUAGCCUAGUGGCCCUCAUUGUUUUGGCUGUCUCACAAAGCAAGUUGAGUGCGGAGUAGCAUGAAGUUUAUUCCCUCUUUAUUCAAGUUUGAGAACACGAUGUAUUAACUUCACUUUCUCUCAGACCCAGCCACGCCCUCCUCAUUCAGUUCAACUUCUUGCUUUGUGGUAGUUGGCAUCCAUCUUAAUGAUGCAUAACGUCUGCUCAAGAGUGGAGAUUAGACAGUACCUCAUUCAGAUCAGGAUGCAGGAUCAGCUUGUCGCUUAUGUAGAUGGAGCCAUCUUGUGCAGGAUUUUUUUUUUAUUUUUUUUUUUAGUCACCCCCAUUUAUAAGUCACUUCAAAAUAUAAGUUACAGGACUACUCAAAGUUAAAAAAGCAUAACUUACAGGGAUACUUAACAGACUACAGAAAGUGUACAGGGCAAGCUAAAAACAUCACAGUAAAAUAAUUCUUGUUGCUCUUGAAUAGGCUGAAAUAUUAGUGUCGGGAAGCACAACUGAAACAGUCCUGCAAAUGGUGAUAGAAGCAACAAAUUGGGGACAAAUACUUAGACAUUACUCUUUUGGGAAAAAAAAACACGAUUGGCCAUUUGAAUUUUCAGUUGACAGGCAGGUAUUUUUUAAUCAGCUUAUAUUUGUAUUCAGUUAUAUAUAUAUAUUAUUAUUAUUCACCAUGCUUUGUCCCACUAACAUGUCAGUGAUUAAGAGUCUGUUCUUAAUGUGGAAGUGUACGGUGGAUUUUUAUCUUGUGAUAUGACUGCCCAUAUUAUAUUAUUAUUCAGGUAGGGGUCAAUUGAAGAAUUACACAAGGCUCAAAAUUAAAAGAUGCUCUGAUCAUAUUGAAAACUACACAUUAUUUGUGUGACCAUAAAGAUUCUA